CACCUAAAUGCCAAAAAAUGUCGUCAACACCUUCAUCGGUGACGACACCACUGUCGGCAUGGUGGAAUAAUAUGUCGCUGUCGGGUAUCUACCCAUCAAUCUCCACCUCAACUCCAUCUUCCUCAUCCUCGUGGAGCUCGCAUUUCGUAUUUGGCGGACAUCAUCAUCAUACGAACAACAACACGGCGAACACUCCGCAAUCUACAGUACCCCCGUCGGCGCUGUCGUCGGGUUAUACUGAAGAUAUUACGGUGGCCGGAUCACUGUUGAAGGAUAAAAUUAAUGGAUUAGUUGAUUCUCUGAUGGGAAGAGAGUCGGUUCAUUCCGGGUGUGGUUACGGGGAAGAUGGACGAAUUGCCAUGAUGGUGGAUAAAGUAUGCCUUGUCGAUCGCCUAGGGUGUCAGGAGAAUCUAGUCGGCACAGUCCAUGUCACAACUACACACAUCAUCUUCCGAGCUGAAAAUGGAUCAAAAGAGUUAUGGCUGGCGACUGGGCUCAUUUCUUCAGUGGAAAAAGGGACGCUAACAGCUGCCGGAUGUAUGCUAGUGAUUAGAUGUAAACAUUUUCAGGUGAUAACACUUCUGAUCAGUAGAGAUAAAUCGUGUCAAGACCUAUACGAGACGCUUCAACGUGCCGCAAAACCUGUUUCAGUGAACGUGACGGAACUGCUUGCGUUUGAGAAUCGAGAACCCGUAGAAGACGUUCGGGGAUGGAGAAGAUUGGAUUGGAAUUCAGAAAUGACACGGCAAGGGAUCACAAAGUCACAAUGGACAGAAUCGAAUAUCAAUGAAGGAUACACGAUCUGCGACACUUACCCCAAUAAGCUGUGGUUUCCGACAGCGGCCUCCACAUCAGUUCUACUAGGAUCCUGCAAAUUCCGAAGCCGUGGCCGUCUUCCAGUACUGACCUACUUCCAUCAACAAACUGAAGCCGCUUUGUGUAGAUGUGCACAGCCUCUGACGGGAUUCUCGGCACGAUGCGUAGAGGAUGAGAAGCUUAUGGAGUUGGUAGGAAAAGCGAAUACAAACUCGGACAACUUGUUCCUGGUAGAUACUCGGCCGCGAGUCAACGCGAUGGUGAAUAAGGUUCAGGGAAAAGGAUUCGAAGAUGAGAGGAACUAUUCAAAUAUGCGAUUUCACUUUUUCGACAUCGAGAAUAUUCAUGUGAUGCGGGCAUCUCAGGCACGUCUCCUCGACGCGGUGACCAAGUGUCGUGACGUCACAGAAUACUGGAAAACGCUUGAGGCUUCUGGAUGGUUGAAGCACGUGCGGAGUGUUGUCGAAUGCUCACUUUUUUUGGCUGAAUCCAUCAGUCGAGGUACAUCAUGUGUCGUUCAUUGUUCGGAUGGAUGGGAUCGGACUUCGCAAGUUGUCGCACUUUGUCAACUUCUUCUUGACCCAUACUACCGUACUAUUCACGGAUUUCAAGUUCUCAUCGAGAAGGAUUGGCUCGGUUUUGGACAUAAAUUCGAUGAUCGGUGUGGACAUGUGGGGGCGUUGAAUGAUGAAGCCGGAAAAGAAGUUUCACCGAUUUUCACUCAAUGGUUGGAUUGUAUUUGGCAAAUUAUGCAACAAAAACCACGAGCCUUCCAGUUCAACGAACGAUAUCUGAUUGAGAUGCACGAGCACGUCUAUUCAUGUCAAUUUGGAACAUUUAUUGGAAAUUGUGAUAAAGAUAGAAGGGAUCUAAAUCUGUCAAAACGCACGAAAUCUCUGUGGACUUGGAUGGAUGCGCGUCAUGACGACUAUAUGAAUCCAUUUUAUUCGCCUACCGCACACGUUGCUCUACUGGAUCUUGACACUCGUGCAGCUCGCUUCACAGUUUGGACUGCAAUGUAUAAUCGAUUCGACAAUGGUCUACAACCAAGAGAACGGCUUGAAGACCUAACUAUGGCUGCGAUGGAGCACGUUGGAGUACUAGAAUCCCACGUGGCACAGUUGAGAACGAGACUAGCCGAACUGAAGACACAACAAAAUCAACAGAUAACUUCAACGAAUACACCGACGAAUAUGGUUGAUAGUGGAAUGAGCAGUGCAACUGAUGAUUUGAAGAAUCUCAGUUUAAGCCAUCCUUUGGAUCCAUUGAGCUCUACACUACCGAUUCUGGAAAGAGCAACAAGUCAAGAAAGUGGAGUCAUGGAUUCAUCGUUAUACUAUCCUGAUGAGGCUCUGACCAAAUAUUCACUAAAAUGGCAACCUCUUCGUGGAGCCGAUAGAUGCUCAAAUCCAGCGUGCCGAGGGGAGUUCUCAUCGACGAUUGAGAGAAGAAUUCAUUGUCAUUUGUGUGGAAUGAUUUUCUGCCGCCGCUGCCUCAAAGUGUCUGCAGACGAACGUGAACGAGUAUGUGACAAGUGCAAAACUGAUUGAUUUAUUGAUUUUCUUUUCAUUCUUUCAAUUUUUUAAUUUAUUUCCCUACUUACCAAUUUUUCCUCUUUUUAAUUUUUACCUUGUAUCAAAUUUUAUAUAUUUCCCCAUGCCCACCGAAAUGCUUGUGAUCACUUUUUGUAUAUUUUGCACGGGUUUUAACACUUUUGAGCCACUUGAGAUUAUAUGCAUAAUUUAUUUCAGAAAAAAUAAACUCUUUGAAAUUA
Molecule: messenger RNA, 2590 nt
Organism: Caenorhabditis elegans
Lineage: Eukaryota; Metazoa; Nematoda; Chromadorea; Rhabditida; Rhabditidae
Gene: mtm-6
Product: phosphatidylinositol-3,5-bisphosphate 3-phosphatase
Exons: 8
Coding region: 18-2366 (782 amino acids)
Cellular component (GO): membrane; apical plasma membrane; cytoplasm
Molecular function (GO): metal ion binding; phosphatidylinositol-3-phosphate phosphatase activity; phosphatidylinositol-3,5-bisphosphate 3-phosphatase activity
Source: RefSeq, marked reviewed